CCAAAAACUUUACGUUUGCUUUUUCUCCGUCCUAAAAACAAUUCAAUACCAUCAGAAAAUUUCCCCCUCUACUCAGAUGACAUGACUGAAAGGAAGCGCAAACGCACAAUCGUUUCUCUUUCUUCCUCGUCUUCCAGUGAAGAAGAAGAAGAAGAAGAAGAAGAAGUUGAAGACGAUGAUGAUGAUGAUGAUGAUGACGAUGAUGAUGACGGCGAUGAAGAAAUCAGCGAAGAUGAGCAUGAGGAGGAGAGUGAAUCGGAUAAUGUUGACGAGGAAAGUGAGGACGAUGAGGAUGACGGCGGCAUGGAGGAGGAGUCUCUCUGCAAUAGAGUAAUUCGUCUCCUCAAAGAAAAGAAAAAUUUAGAAGUUUUAAGUCUAAAAGAGUGCAAGGCAUAUCUUCGAAAGCAUGGCCUCAGGCGAGCUGGGACAAAAGCAGUUUGUGUGCAGAGAAUUAAGGAGCAUUGGAGGAUAAAAGAUGGACGUGGUGAAUCACUUUAUCCAAGAUCUUCCUUUGUUAUUAAUUGUACAGGUGAUGUCUGUAAGGGAGAUGUAGUUCUUUUCACCCAGAAAGUUUAUGAGAAGUUUGAUAAAGUGAGAAGACAGGGAAAUCUUCUUGGGAAUAGAACUGUAGCUGGCAGGGUUGUAAAGGAAAGCUAUGGUUCAGCCAAACAACAACAUACAUUUACUGUUGAAGUACUGUGGAGCAAGGGGAUUAAGAAAUUGCCUCCACUUUUUCCUUUGCUUGUGAAAGGUCGUAACCUCUACAGAUUAAAAACUUUCAGACAGCGGUGGAAUAAUGAAGUAGAAAGACAGAUAGUGCUUGAUGAGAAGCACAAACGAGGUAGGGCUGCAAGACUUGUGAGAGCAAUGAAGAAAUCAAAGAAAAAACUGUCAGCAAAUGGACGUUUGAAUGAAGGUGUUAAGUGUAAGAAAUGUUCCCAUCAUAUAGGAUCAUUUCAAACAAGACAGCAAGCUGAACCGUCAAAGGGCAAGCAUGCUUAUGGGCACAAAAGAGAUACAUUUCAGAAACGUGCCAAAUAUAAUAAUCAUCAUCAAGAGGUCCCACCAUCUAGACAACGGAACUCAAAGAGAAAUAUUAGCUCAGUUGUUCGUUCUAAGACUACUUGGAGGAAUCGGAAACAUGAGCACCUCAAUGUGGACAUUGACCCAGCUUUUCAUCCACAUACUUACAUUGGUGAAGCUCCCUGCCCAUCAAAAAAAGAAUAUCAUCAUGGAAGUAUACAAUUCCAGUUCUCUGGUCAUGACAUGGGCUCCACUUCGACUAUGACGAAGUUGCCUCCUUUGAGGCCUUGCACUGAUCCACAUGUGAUGACUACUUUCCAACAUCAGGGGCCUAACCAUACAAAUGGUAUCUACCAUGUCCAUUCAAAUCCUUGCUACAACCCAGGAAGGCGAAAUCUAAACCAUUAUCUGAGUUGAUAGAUGCUGGUAGGUCAUUUCAUCAAUUUUCUCGUGGAGUCGAGAAAUGUGGCCAGAGGACAGAACGUUUUCAAUCUUUUAGUCGUUGAUAAGUUGUGAGUCACAGACUGCAAUAUGGAAGCUGAUCAACCUACUUAAAAUGAUGCAAGACAGUGGAGAGAUGUGAUUGAAUGUUUUCAACUGGGUUCACUCUGGUUAGUAAAACUUCUGCUCUCUUUGAUGACAGUUUAAUCAAAUUCUUAAUAUGAAAUUACAGUAGUACAUCUUACCCACCUGUUAAUGUGUAGAGACUGAGGAUGAUAGAGAAUGUGAUUCAGUAAACUGCCUUUAAAGUUCAUGUUCUGGUGACUGAAUAUAUGAUGGUUUCAUGAGAUAUGGAUCGCCAAAAGCCAAACUAUAAUUGUUGAUGGAUUUUGCCGUCUUAGGCUGAAGCAAAUAUUCUUACACUCAUGUGCCUGGUGAAAUGAAGUUAAUGGGCCUUUUAGCUUCUGACCAAUUUUUAGUUAGUUUCGAAUUGAAUUAAAGAAUCGUAUUAAAGUUGAAAGUAAAUUGUUACUGGAAGAAUUAUAUCAAUACAUUUUAGUGUAAAUUACAAUGAAGUUUCUGUGUUUUAUUGA
Manihot esculenta (cassava) is the source of this 2057-nucleotide messenger RNA. Its product is annotated as zinc finger CCCH domain-containing protein 62. The coding region runs from base 82 to 1440 and encodes 452 amino acids. Lineage: Eukaryota; Viridiplantae; Streptophyta; Magnoliopsida; Malpighiales; Euphorbiaceae. The record is from RefSeq and is a predicted model, not a curated record. The transcript is spliced from 9 exons.